Messenger RNA from Penicillium robsamsonii, 282 nucleotides. RefSeq lists its product as uncharacterized. Bases 1 to 282 code for a protein of 93 amino acids. The record is from RefSeq and is a predicted model, not a curated record. The transcript is spliced from 3 exons. NCBI's taxonomy places the organism in Eukaryota, Fungi, Ascomycota, Eurotiomycetes, Eurotiales, Aspergillaceae.
AUGGAGGACCAUAUCCACACGAUUCAAGAUAGUCCAGUUCCAACCCAGCCGCUCCUACUCUCAGCUCUUGUCACUCCCAUCUUUUUCACGGUCACAGCACUUGCUGUCCCUGUCCCCAAGGACGAUGUGAGCGGUGAUGCCAGUAUUGCCGUUAACCUCGGCGGUGACAAGAGCAUUGGCCUUAUCAUGAGUGUGAGCAUGCCAUCGGCGAGCUUGGUGCCGCUAUCAGCGACCAUUGGAGUUCUCAAGCGUGGUGGCGGGUCACGAGGACUCCAACUUUGA